GCCCGGCUGCCGCCGCCGCCGCCCCGGCCCCGCCCGUGCCCGCGCCGGGACAUGGACUCCGACUCCUGCGCUUCGCCGUUUGCCCCGGAGGACUUCUCCCCCGGCUCCCGGCGGCACCGCACCGUGGAGGACUUCAAUAAGUUCUGCACCUUCGUCUUGGCCUACGCCGGCUACAUCCCGUACCCGCAGGAGGAGACGCCGCUGAGGAACAGCCCCAGCCCUCCCAACAGUACUGGAGGCACGAUUGACAGCGAUAGCUGGGAUCCCCGCUUCAAUGACACCCCCUCCUCUGUCUCCCUGCCCACCAAGAACAGAAAGAACUUUAGUCAGCUUAAGCGGGCAAAACCGUAUGGUUCCCUGUUCCAGCGGGCAAAGGCCAACAACUUCCUGCCAGAGAGAAAGCAAAUCGAUAAGAUCAGGAAGAAGAAAAAGCUGAAAAGGAGGGAAACAGAGGUGUCUGCAGAGGAGGACUAUGAGGAGAAGCUGCUGGACCUGGAGGCAGAGGACUCUUACGCAGAGACGCCGAUGAGCCCCUCGUCAGAGGGGGACCCUCAGUCUGUGACUGAGCACUGCUCGGUGUGGGACUCUGACACCCCGUCCAGCGUCUCCUACCCCGCUGUGACGGCCGAGCAGACGGUGGAGAUCCAGAGCGUGGGCAAGCGAACGGUCAUUCGGCAGGGCAAGCAGGUGGUGUUUCGGGAUGAGGAUGGCACUGGUGACGACGAGGACAUCAUGGUGGAUUCAGAUGACGACUCGUGGGACCUGGUCACUUGCUUCUGCAUGAAGCCUUUCGCUGGGCGGCCCAUGAUCGAGUGCAACGAGUGCCACACUUGGAUCCACCUCUCGUGCGCCAAAAUCCGCAAGUCGAACGUCCCAGAGAUCUACAUCUGCCAGAAGUGCCGGGACUCCAAGUUUGACAUUCGCCGCUCGAACCGCUCCCGGACGGGCUCGCGCAGGCGCUUUCUGGACUAGGGGGGAGGCACGUGCUGGUGCUCUGUGUUGGUGGGAGAGCCGUGGGUGCCGGCUGCGAGGCCGGGGAGGGCUCCCCUGAACUGCUCUGCUCAGGCAGGAGGGCUGCCCAGCCGGCCUGCGGCCCGGGAAUGAGGAAUCGCCGAGCCGCGGGCAGCCGGAGCUGGGAGCGGCCGACUGGGCAGAACUGUGGCGAGAGACUCUCGAGGGACAGACGGACAGACAGACAGAGCUCCCUGAGCUCAGUGGAGUUUUGUCUGGUUACGAUGACUGGGUGAUGUACUAUACCUUUGCCAAGUAGGUUUUCUCAUCCCAUUGGGAAACUGCAAAUCUUCUCUGUGCUAGAAAACUCGUCCUCCUCCCCAAAGAGGGAGGGGAGGAGGAGGGAGUCUGUGUGAAGAGUCUGAAGAGUAAAUGGCCCUGUGUUUUAAAUUCAGUGUGAUAUUAUACCUGCCCAUUUGUCCGUAUAGAUCAAUCUUAGGUAUCCUGAGACUCCAUAGGAGUCAGCCUCAGUGCUGUGGCCUCUGUGUGAUCUGCUGCUGCUUCCACGGGCCUGAGCAUAGGGGAGUUCUGUCAUUUGGCAUCAUCCAAGUGCAAACAAGACUCGGGGCUCCCUCCUGUGCCAAGGGACAGCGCCCUGGCAGGAAGGAGCAACCCUUUUCCUGGACAGGCAGCGUGGGGGAUCAGUGGCAUCAGAUUCCUUCCUAGAAGGUCUCUUCUUACAGUGGUUUUUUGUGAUUUAUUUGCAUGAACAGCUCAAAUGUGUGUAUGGGGGGGAAACUGCUCCAUUUCCUGUCCCUUCGUUAACCUCUAUGGUGCUGUUUUAAGAAGAUGACUCUCCUUUUUCUCAGCCCAGAAUUCAAACAUGGGCUGUAAGAGGGGCCAAAGGAAAUGUAGAACCUGGCAGGUCUGGUUUGGAAUUUGAUCAUGUCCAUCCAAGUAUGACAGCUGAGUUGAUUUUUGCUUUUGCUGUUUGUUUUUUGGAACUGGACUGUAACCAAAAAGCCAGAGUCUUUAUUCUGUUGGUAGCAAUGACAGAUCAAAUGCAGGCAAUGCAGCUACAGGAUGAAGUGCAAUGAGGAUCUGUCUGGAGUGGACAGGAGAGCAUUGAGGCCCUGGCCAGCACUGCAGACAGGACCUCCUGGGCCUUAGCCCAUGGGAAAUCCCUUCAGGACCACGAUGGGAAGUCACAGCUCAUGCACAAGGCCAGAGAGAUGCUGGCAUUGUUCCUCAAUGGCCAGACAGAUCCACAUGGAUCACACAAAUGGGGUUGAUGCUUCGAGGUGUGUCUGUGAAGUUCUGCCUGAAGAACAGAGUGUGCUCUGCCCAGGAAGAGGCUCAGAGAAGCAUUGGCUGGCACAGCAGCUGAGCCAGGCCAGCUGUGCCAGCAGGAACACGACCCCAGGAGCUCUGCAGUCACACAGCAUUGGAGCACUGCCUUGUCUGAGGACUGGCUCACCACGAGAUGCAUCCUGGUGAUGACUGAGGGUCUUGCUAGCACACAGGGGCAAGUACCCUCCUUCAGACAUUGGCCCCAGGGCUGCCAAAGCCUCAGCAGCCCAGUACCACAGCGCCCUGGGGCUCCACGAUGUGGGAAAGGGCGGCAGAAGUGCACAACAUGCAGCUGUUCUCUCCUGGUUCUUGAAAAAAUCUCGUUCCACCAAGCUGUAACACCUGACUGGGUUUCAGAAAACCAGCUUCUGUGAAAUCUCUCAACCAUGACUGUGCUGUGCUGCCUUCAGAAGCUAUGUGGAACCACCAAGGAGUUUGCCAAAGACUCGCUCCCAAUGGCUGCCUGACUGUCCUUUGCAGCCAGAAAAAUAACCAAAGUUCUCCAGUGCUGCCAUUUCCCCAGAAAUACUUUGGAAGAUCCCAGCCACAACUGCACAAGGGUUGGACCUGGUCUGAAAUUUGUAUCUCUUGUGUUUACAGCGUGUCUGCAGUUCAACUGGACCUCUGUGGACUGUGUUCCUGAAGCUUUUAUGGGAGAAAUGGUGCACUGUCAAGUGAACUGGCUCUUUUUCACAGAGGUUCAACACUAAUCAAUGUGACUGACUCUUGUUCUGUCCCCUUUUUGGAUUUAUCCCAGUGGAUGGUGUCCAGCACGUUACAAUAUCAGCAGAGAGAAAUAAAAAAAGUAACAUCUCCAUUCUUUUAGUUCAUCACUUUCAGCCAUGUAUAAUUAUAGUUUAAUUCAGAACUUUAUUUUUUCAUUAAAACUUCUAAUGAACCAUGUUUUUUUCUUACAUGUGAGACAAAUGAACAAUGAGUUUGUUAUAUUCCAAACUCAGGAGUCUGCUGUUAUGAUUUAUUGGUUUGUGAGCUGUUGUGCCAGGCAGCAGGAAGACUUAACACUUGAAGUGCUCUUCCCAAAACAAUACACUCAGGUGGGGAUAGGAAGAGCUGGCAGGGAUCCCCCACCUUUCUGUGGAGCAGCUGCUCCUUGCUAGAGUGUGGGACAUGGUGAUGGAGCCCUGGGCUGGGCAGGGAGGCACUGCUGGAGUGGCUGCAGACAGCAGGGACACUGCUGGGAACGUGCCAGGGGCUGCUGAAGGGUGCAAGGACUGAGCUGGGGACAGGGCCCAGGAUGCCAAUGGUGUCAGAGUGGUCCUGGCAGCAGGUCCCUGCAGCCUCAGACACAGCCCUGGGGCAGCACUGCACCCCCUUGCAAGGACUGGAGGCUUGGCCAGACCCAAACCAAGCCCCUGUGACCUCUCUGGUGAAAGAAACCCUUCCCUCCCCACCACUAGGCACACCAAGGACUCCACACCACCCUGCAGCUCAUGGAUGUGCCACAAGCCCACAGGCAGUGCUGCCAUCAAAGCAGCAGCCUGAACACCUUGGCACACUGAAAAGGCAGCUCAACCUUUUGGAAAUGGCACUAGGUCAUGCUGGAAGCUCAGUUCUGCUUGCUUAGAGCUUCUGUUUUAAUUCUGUUGGUAAUUUUGAAUUAUAGAGAGUCAUAAAAAGAAGUCCCAGGGGAGUUGUGGCUGUAAAAUGGCAGCUGCUCACAGCAAGGAUGUGGUGGUGAAGGCUGUGGUUCUGCAGUGGGGAUGUUCUUACAGUUUUGGCAAAACGUGGCACUGACAGAAAACAAGGAAGAAAGGAGGAGGGGGCUGGGGAGACUGAGUGAGCAUGUGGCUCUGAGGGAUGCUCUUGUGCCAUGUCCUAGUCCCUACAGGCUGGCUCCUCACUUCUGACCAUGCACCUCACACAGUGACAUCAAAAAGGAACUGGAGGAGAUUUAGAUUUCUGCCCAGUCCCACCCAGCAGAGGUCAAUAAGUUGGAUGGGAUAGAGA
Molecule: messenger RNA, 4269 nt
Organism: Melospiza georgiana
Lineage: Eukaryota; Metazoa; Chordata; Aves; Passeriformes; Passerellidae
Gene: PHF13
Product: PHD finger protein 13
Exons: 4
Coding region: 52-972 (306 amino acids)
Biological process (GO): mitotic chromosome condensation
Molecular function (GO): chromatin binding
Source: RefSeq, a predicted model, not a curated record